This is a messenger RNA of Glycine soja, 444 nucleotides long. RefSeq names its product DNA-directed RNA polymerase II subunit RPB2-like. The coding region runs from base 1 to 444 and encodes 147 amino acids. The transcript is spliced from 2 exons. NCBI's taxonomy places the organism in Eukaryota, Viridiplantae, Streptophyta, Magnoliopsida, Fabales, Fabaceae. Gene Ontology annotation, biological process: DNA-templated transcription. The record is from RefSeq and is a predicted model, not a curated record. Gene Ontology annotation, molecular function: DNA binding; DNA-directed RNA polymerase activity; ribonucleoside binding. Gene Ontology annotation, cellular component: RNA polymerase II, core complex.
AUGGGGAAGGUGGCAGCCCACACGGGAAUAGAAGGAGAUGGAACUCCCUUUACAGAUGUUACUACUAUUGAUAAUAUCAGCAAAGCUCUACACAAAUGCGGGUACCAAAUGAGUGGUUUUGAGACUAUGUACAAUGGUCAUACCGGGAGACGUCUCCACGCAAUGAUUUUCCUUGGCCCUACAUAUUACCAAAGAAUGAAGCAUAUGGUUGAUGACAAGAUCCAUUCUCGUGGACGGGGUCCUGUGCAGAUCCUCACGAGGCAACCUACUGAGGGACGAUCACGAAAUGGAGGUCUCCGAUUUGGAGAGAUGGAACGAGAUUGCAUGGUAGCUCAUGGAACUGCUCACCUCCUAAAGGAAAGACUGGUUGAUCAAAGUGAUGUAUGCAGGGUCCAUGUGUGUGAGCGUUUGUGGCUUGGUAGCUAUUGCAAAUCUCAAGAAUAA